Molecule: messenger RNA, 1338 nt
Organism: Diaporthe batatas
Lineage: Eukaryota; Fungi; Ascomycota; Sordariomycetes; Diaporthales; Diaporthaceae
Exons: 3
Coding region: 1-1338 (445 amino acids)
Source: RefSeq, a predicted model, not a curated record
AUGUGCACCAAGAAAGUUUUUGCCUUUGCAGCCGCACUGCUCGCGAUCCAUCCUGCCUUGGCAGUCCCCGUUGCCGACAAUUCACCAGCAGGUGUCUUUCCACGAAAUGAGACCACAGUCGUAGACCCUCCCAGAGACCCCAAGCCCGACAUCACAAAGAUCCCGGAAAUGACUUGGGAGGAACUUCAGGAGCUGAUCGACCUCUACAAUGAUGAAGGGGUCCAGCUCGAGUCCAGGACCUAUAGCGUCGAUGAGCUCGCUGCCAGGAAUGAGCAAGUCGUGUCCCCAGACACUUCUCUUCUGAAGCGUCAAAGCGGCGGUACAUCGAAGGAAGGCCCUUUCUUGUCUUUUCUGGACGGUUCAGACAAGCCUGGGACCAAUCCAAAAUGUGAAGACUUCACUCUGAACGGCCCUUUUACAAAUAUCCACGUUUUCAUGGGGUCUUCCAACUUGCGUGGAAUCAAGGCCACUAGCUACUCAGGAAACACAUCAGAGGUGCACUCCAACGCGUCCCUCGCUGAUGCUGAGUUCACAUUCGCCGACAACGAGCGCAUUACCAAGUUCUCCAUCGCCCGUACUGAUGCAGCCAGCAUCUUCGUUUCCGGUCUCAGGUUCGACACUGACGCCGGUAACUCAUUCGAGAUCCUUGGCAGCAUUUUCUCGCAACCCGAUUCAAAGGGUCCCGUGUGGCAGGACAUUCCGACGGGAUCGGGGAUUCUCGCCCGUCUCCGUGGCACCAACUGCGACUCUUUGGAGAUCUUUGGCAGCUUUGGCGUGGACUUCCUCGACGAUCUUGGGUCUAUCUCUAUCACAAACAUCGACUACGAGGGCUUUGCCAAGUCAAUCAUGCCCGCAGGUCGUGGGACUCAGAUGUCCGUCGGCUCGCAGAUCCUGGACAACCGCAACAGCUCGGUUUCGCAGACUAUUACCCUUAUGACUACCGACGCUGUCACUGAGUCCAGGACUAUCGGUACCCAGAUCCGAGCUCUGGUCGGUGGCAGCGUCGCGGUCGACGGAAAGGUCGGGAUCCCAUUCGUCAGUGAAGGCUCAAUAAGGACCGAAGCCAACUGGCAACUCGAGAAGUCAACCAGCGAUAUUGAUAUGGUCGGUUCCACCACCACCCGUGCCGCGACGUUUGCUCUCGCCUGCCCAGCCGGCAAAUUCUGCACCGCCAAUGCGUUCUUCAUGCAAUACAAGGUCGACGUCAACAUUAAUGCAACUUUCACUGCCACCACAAAGGCUGGCUCGACGUUCAACUGGAUCCAGGGGGGCACUUACAAGGGAGCCGACAGCCUGUCCAUGCAAUUCAACGUCACUGAGGUCGACCACAUCAGCUGA